CCGAGGUUUCUCUAGGUAUAAAUUCGCUCGCCAGGCAUCAGCCGUGCCUUCUCCUCCCCCCUCUGCUCCUUUCCCCGCCGCCGCCGCCGCCGCCGCCCCCUAGGAUUUGCGCAGCCGACCUCCGCCGUCCACCAUGCCGAAGCAGAUCCACGAGAUCAAGGACUUCCUGCUGACGGCGCGGCGGAAGGACGCGCGGUCGGUGCGGAUCAAGAGGACCAAGGACGCCGUCAAGUUCAAGGUGCGCUGCUCCAGGUACCUCUACACCCUCUGCGUCCACGACACCGACAAGGCCAACAAGCUCAAGCAGUCCCUCCCCCCAGGUUUGAAUGUCCAGGAGGUUUAAGAAGCAUCAAGCCAGAUCAUGCCUUUACCAGUAGCGGGAAUGUUGGAUUUAGCAACGUCUGUGCUCAGUAAACGAGUUCGCCAUGAGUAUGUUCUAGACUGAAAUGUAAUGUUUGGGACCUGUGAGGAUUCUAUGUUAUUUCACUUGCUGGAGAAUGGAGAUAUGUUACUCCCUUAUAUCCUAUAUAAAUUGAUUGGAUUGCACACUA
This is a messenger RNA of Aegilops tauschii subsp. strangulata, 551 nucleotides long. RefSeq names its product large ribosomal subunit protein eL38z/eL38y. Gene Ontology annotation, molecular function: structural constituent of ribosome. Gene Ontology annotation, cellular component: ribosome; cytosolic large ribosomal subunit. NCBI's taxonomy places the organism in Eukaryota, Viridiplantae, Streptophyta, Magnoliopsida, Poales, Poaceae. The record is from RefSeq and is a predicted model, not a curated record. Gene Ontology annotation, biological process: protein-RNA complex assembly; translation.